Molecule: messenger RNA, 2420 nt
Organism: Nanorana parkeri
Lineage: Eukaryota; Metazoa; Chordata; Amphibia; Anura; Dicroglossidae
Gene: RALGPS2
Product: Ral GEF with PH domain and SH3 binding motif 2
Exons: 20
Coding region: 107-1861 (584 amino acids)
Biological process (GO): positive regulation of GTPase activity; Ras protein signal transduction
Cellular component (GO): plasma membrane
Molecular function (GO): guanyl-nucleotide exchange factor activity
Source: RefSeq, a predicted model, not a curated record
CUGGCAUGGUGAUGAUGAUGCUGAUGCGCCUGCUUCCGUGGAGAUGAGAUGAUCAACAUUCAACGCUCACUUCAAGGAGGGAGCAAGCACUAAUGGUGCUGGAAGAAUGGACUUAAUGAAUGGACAGUCGAGCAAUGCUGCUCUCAAUGCUAAUGUUUCUGAGAAAAGCAGCAGCUCAGAAUCCCUGAGUGAUAAAGAUUCAGCUGCCCUAAAGAAAAGCUUUGAUGCUGUCGUGUUUGACGUCCUCAUGGUCACUCCAGAGGAAUAUGCCGGUCAGAUAACACUAAUGGAUAUGCCGGUUUUUAAAGCCAUUCAGCCAGAGGAAUUAUCAAGCUGUGGAUGGAACAAAAAGGAAAAGUACAGUUCUGCACCAAACGCUGUGGCCUUCACUAGACGAUUUAACCAAGUGAGUUUUUGGGUAGUGAGAGAGAUCCUUCAUGCGCAAACACUAAAGAUACGUGCUGAAGUUUUGAGCCAUUACAUUAAAACUGCCAAGAAACUCUACGAGCUGAACAACCUUCAUGCAUUAAUGGCUGUGGUAUCUGGGUUACAGAGUGCUCCCAUCUUCCGGCUAACCAAGACAUGGGCACUUUUGAGUCGGAAAGACAAGACAACGUUUGAGAAACUGGAGUAUGUCGUUAGCAAGGAAGAUAAUUACAAACGGCUAAGAGACUAUAUCAAUAGCUUGAAGAUGACUCCUUGUAUUCCAUAUUUGGGUAUGUACCUCUGUGACCUCACAUAUAUAGAUUCUGCAUAUCCAUCCACUGGCAGCAUCCUGGAAAACGAGCAGAGAUCGAAUCUAAUGAACAAUAUACUGAGGAUCAUCUCUGACCUGCAGCAGUCCUGUGAAUAUGAUACUCCCAUAUUGCCUCAUGUACAGAAAUACCUAAACUCUGUGCGAUACAUUGAGGAGCUCCAGAAGUUUGUAGAGGACGAUAAUUAUAAGUUAUCCCUGAAAAUUGAGCCUGGGAGCAGCACUCCGCGCACUACAGCAUCUCGUGAGGAUCUAGUUGGUCCUGAAACAGGAGCCUCGCCUCAAAGUUCUAGGAAAAGUAUUGCUGUAGAAGGUGUAUUGUUACCACCAACACCACCAUCUCCUCGUAAUCUCAUCCCCCAUGGGCACCGCAAAUGCCACAGUUUGGGAUAUAACUUCAUCCAUAAAAUGAACACUGCAGAGUUUAAAAGUGCAACGUUUCCAAACGCAGGGCCACGGCACUUAUUAGAUGACAGUGUAAUGGAGCCCCAUACACCUUCCCGGGGGCAGGCAGAAAGCUCUACUCUUUCUAGUGGCAUAUCCAUAGGGAGCAGUGAUGGCUCUGAGCUCAGUGAAGAUAUGUCAUGGCCAGCAUUUGAAAGGAACAGAUUGUACCAUUCUCUGGGGCCGGUGACACGAGGGACAUGGAAUGGCUAUCGAGGCCCAAUGAAAGCCAGCAGCUCUGCAGAUUCAGCGGAACUAGCAAUGCAUUUAUAUCCUGGGUCAGCCACCAUACAGGGGGUCUUGCGACGGAAGACCUUAUUAAAGGAGGGCAAAAAGCCAACAGUGGCAUCGUGGACCAAAUACUGGGCAGUACUGUGCGGUACACAGCUUAUAUACUAUGCAGCAAAAUCUCUAAAAGCCACAGAACGGAAGCAUUUCAAGUCCACAUCUACAAAAAAUGUAUCGGUUCUGGGCUGGAUGGUGAUGAUGGCUGAUGACCCUGAACACAAGGAUCUCUUUCUACUCACGGACUCUGAGAAAGGAAACUCUUACAAGUAUCAGGCCGGGAACAGUGCAAAUGCCAUGCUGUGGUUCAAACAUCUAAGUGCUGCCUGCCAAAGCAACAGACAGCAGGUUCCUGUCAACUUGAUGACCUUCGAGUGACAUAUCCAGCAUUUUUAUCACAGCCCUGUCUCCACUGUACAUGAGACCCUCAGGGGCUCGGGAACAAUGAGUCCAUAAACUUAUAAAGCUCCCUCACCACCUGCGGGCAGCAGCACCUUAAAGCAAUGAACAAACCAGAUCCAGGUUUUCGCACUGACAGCGAGGAGGGCAAGGAACGUGAUCCACCUCUUUGCAAUCCAUCCUAUGACAACCCUGCGCAGGACAAAAACAUGCUCUUGCAGACAGACAGGAACAGCCAUGGACCUCAUUUUGAGAUUGCCUAUGUAUAUAGGCGUAGACUUUUCCUUUUUUCUUUGUUUUUCUUAAUUGUUCACUGAACCACUGCCUUAAAGACAAACUAAAAACAAAAAUGUGAGUGUUGAAAUGUAACACCAAAUAGUGUGCGCGUAAAUGUGUGUGUGUGUGAGUCUGAGUGGAUUCACUUGAGUGUAAUACACAGUCCUUUGUGACCGUGUUUUGUUAAGCGUUUAUUAAUUGUCAAACUCACUGUUACGCGGGAAAGAAGUGUUGCCCUUUUUGGGUUUUUUAUAUAUGUAUA